AACAACCUAGAUCAUUUUCUAACAGGCUGAACAAUAACAAGUAAAUCUGCAGUUUUCUCUGGUUGCAAAGUCCAAGUUUACUUUUAUUUUUCUUAGUGUCAGUGUCACAGUUUUAUCUUAAUGAGGGUCAGAGGUCAAAAGGUGAAACAUAAACCAGCCAUCUUAGAUAAAGGCACAAGAUGUCGGCCCACCUGUCAGCUGGCAGCUUCUGUGGCUGUUGUUAUGGCAACAACAAUCCUGGUCACUGGACUUAUUUUGUGUUUGGCAUUAUGUACUGCACCACAAGUGGAUCAGGCCUCUAAAACGGUGACGGAGCUGAUGGAGCGACUGCAGCAGUGCCAGAAAGAGCGUCGUGAUGUGAACCUGAUGCUCCACAAUGUCACUCAAGACUCCAGGUGCAGUCUGUGUCCAGACCACUGGCUGUGGUGGAGGGGUCGCUGCUACUUCUUUUCAGUGGAACUGCAGGAAAACCGUCAGUGGAAUGAGAGCGCUGAGUUCUGCCAGCAACACAACAGCAGCCUGGUUGUAAUCAAAGACUCUGCAGAGAUGGAAUUUAUCCAAAGUGUGAUGGAGAAGCUGCCUCAGUUUCCCUUCCUGUGGGUGGGACUGACGGACGCUGAGAAGGAGGGUCAGUGGCUGUGGUUGGAUGGGCUGGACAUCCAGCACUACAUGCCGGCAAUGGUGGAGUGGGAUGCUGAUCACAGGGACUGUGCAGAUCUGAGGGGAGGUGGGAGGCUCUUCGCAGCCAGCUGCGAGGAUUAUGGACCCUGGGCUUGUGAGAAAGACUCCUGACAGGCAGCACACAUACGUACACACAUUAUUUUAUAUUUCUUUAUGUACAAUGUUCUAGUAAAUUAAUUGUAAUUUGGAUAUUGUUACAGAAUUUUGACACUUUUACACCAGCAAUGCAAAGUCUUGAAGGGUAAAGUCAGCUUUGCAAAAGGACAAAGUUCCCAAAGACUUUUUAUUGAAAAGCUUUACAUGAGUAGAGAUACAUGCAGUUGACAUUUGCACGGAAUAAGUUCCUCUCAGUGAAAUAUGUGUGUGAAGUGUGAUGUGAUGGCAGAAAAAAACAACAUGAAAUGUAUAUGAAGUAUUUAUGAUAAGUCUGAAAGUGCAUAAUAAAGUGCAUGUAUAUAGA
Messenger RNA from Dicentrarchus labrax (European seabass), 1141 nucleotides. Its product is annotated as CD209 antigen-like protein E. The record is from RefSeq and is a predicted model, not a curated record. The transcript is spliced from 6 exons. Bases 121 to 792 code for a protein of 223 amino acids. Lineage: Eukaryota; Metazoa; Chordata; Actinopteri; Moronidae.